This is a messenger RNA of Mobula hypostoma (lesser devil ray), 3331 nucleotides long. It is a transcript of the gene nek2, whose product is annotated as NIMA-related kinase 2. Lineage: Eukaryota; Metazoa; Chordata; Chondrichthyes; Myliobatiformes; Myliobatidae. The coding region runs from base 104 to 1447 and encodes 447 amino acids. Gene Ontology annotation, biological process: protein phosphorylation. The record is from RefSeq and is a predicted model, not a curated record. Gene Ontology annotation, molecular function: protein kinase activity; ATP binding. The transcript is spliced from 9 exons.
GCUUGGUUUCAAAGGCUGGUGCGUGAGUUCGGGCUCCGAGGCAGGCGUGUUCCGUUUGGGGGUACCCGUCCCUGAGUUGUGAUUUAAUUGUCACUCCAGAAAGAUGCCGUCUCGCCUGGAAGACUACGAUUUGAUAGAGACUAUUGGCUCCGGCUCCUACGGCAGAUGCCAGAAGAUCAGGAGGAAGUCGGACGGUAAGGUUCUUGUUUGGAAAGAGAUGGAUUAUGGAUCAAUGUCUGAGGCAGAGAAACAGAUGCUUGUAUCAGAGGUGAACUUGCUUCGUGAGCUUAAGCAUCCAAACAUUGUUCGAUAUUAUGACCGUAUUAUUGACAGAACAAAUACAACAUUGUACAUUGUAAUGGAGUUCUGUGAAGGAGGAGACCUGGCCAGCCUGAUUAGCAAGUGUAUACGGGAAAGACGGUACCUAGAAGAAGAUUUUGCCUUGCGUGUACUUGCACAGAUAGCUCUGGCCUUGCGAGAAUGUCAUAGACGCUCUGGUCACACAGUGCUACAUCGAGAUCUCAAACCUGCUAAUGUCUUUCUUGAUGUACAUCACAAUGUCAAGCUGGGGGAUUUUGGUUUGGCAAGGAUUUUACAGCAUGACACCAGUUUUGCCAGAACAUUCGUUGGCACUCCUUAUUAUAUGUCUCCAGAACAAUUUAAUCAUACGUCCUACAAUGAGAAAUCUGACAUAUGGUCUUUGGGAUGUUUGCUGUAUGAACUUUGUGCGCUUACCCCACCUUUCACUGCAUUGAAUCAGAAGGAAUUAGCGGAGAAAAUAAGGGAAGGCAAGUUUAGAAGAAUCCCUUUCCGCUAUUCAGAUGAACUCAAUGAUCUCCUUGGCAGAAUGCUAAAUCUUAAGGAUUAUUUGAGACCUUCUGUUGAGGAACUAAUGCAGCAUUUCUUGAUUGCAAAUUUGGUGGCUGAAGAACAGCGCAAAGUUUCAGCUGAAAGAAGAAGUAGUAAAUCUCUGGAGAACGAUAAUUUCCAGGAUAGUAACCCACUGAUGGCUGAGUUGAAACUCAAAGAGGAUCAGCUUCACAAUAGGGAGAAGGCUUUGAAAGAAAGAGAAGUGCUUCUUGAACAACGUGAACGAGAGCUUUGCAUCCGAGAGAGACUGGUAGAAGAAAAAUUUUCUAGAGCAGAGAGCUUACUAAAGAACUACACUUUUUUGAAGCAACAGGAAAAACCGAAAAUGCCUGUUGGUAGGUUAGAUGACUGCUUUGGCACAGAAUCCUCUCCAGGGAAGAAGAAAGUUCAUUUUGCAGGAGAAGGUAAAGAGAACAUUCAUUUUAAGGAAAUUGGUGCAACAAAACAACUUCUGAAUAAACCGAAGAACUUGGAUCUGAAGAAAAGACUGCAAGCUGCCAACCUCCGAGCUAGAACAUUAUAUGAAAUGGAAAAAAGUUAUCAGCUAAAGAGCAGACAACUUUUGGGGAUGCGCUAACUUAUUUUUGUCAUUGACAUUGGGGGGGGAAGAACAGAUUCUUUGAAAGAUUGUCAUAAAGCUAACUAUCGUUGGCUUAUGAAAGUGACCUGCAAAUGCCUGAUGACUGAACGUUUUAGGGUUUUAAUCCCAUAUCCCGAACUGGAAAUACCAUCUGACUAUCAGGUGUAAGAAAGAACAUCCAUUUGCUUUAUCUAGCAGCAUUGCUCACUUUGACUUGUGGCAUGCUCAUUCUCCUCUGAUUUCCCUACUACACAAUUAUUCUUCACACUUUUGGAAUUUUGCUUUUGAACCUCUUGCAGCAUAAAUCACAAACCACACUGAAAUGGUCGUCACAUUACAUCUUUCAAAUCUUUGCACUAGCACUACUGUUACAUUUAAUGUGAUCAAAUAAGUUGUAGAAUAUUUUUAGAAAUUUUUGUUUAGAGUUUUGUUUCAACCUUAUAUAUCUUUUAAGGAAUUAUUUUACCAUUUUUAUGUAUAAACUAUUUGGUGACCGAAUUGCACUGUCUGUGUUUCUGUAUUAAAACAUUAGUAUCUGUAAUCUGAGACAGUAACUCCACUUCAGUGGGGCAGGAAGAUAUGUAAUCAAUUCCUUUCUGGAGAAAAGAAUACUUGUCUGGAUAUAUAAAGUAUAGUUAUUAUGGUUCUUAUUUACCCAACAAAGUUGAAAGUUGCCCACUUCUUUGGAUAAUGAAAAGCUGUUAGCUGACUUUCCGUUCUUGAAUGCAACAGUUUAAAUUUCUAAGAACAGGCUCAAGUAGGCCAAUCACUCUCUGAAGCAUGCACUUCUAUUGCAUAAAAUUAUGGUUGACCCACUAUUGUUGUCAACAUCACUUUCCCAUACUCUACCUCCAGAUCACUUGACACCCUGGUAUCUAUCAAUAUCUAGGAUAUAUUCAAUAAUUCUACCUCACCAGUUCUUUAAAGAAGGUAAUUUCAAAGAAUUGCGGACAUCUGGGAAAAUAAAUUCCACUUGACUUCCAUUUAAAAUAGUUGACACUUUAUUUUAAAUAAUCCCCCUACUUUGAAAUACUCAGCCAUAGGAAACUCCAAUGAAAGAGGCUCAAUCUUGUUUUCCUUUAUCAACUUCUGUAUCUCAGGGAUCAAUGGCGUAAACCUCUGCAUUGUCUCCAGUGUAAACACAUUCCUCUUUAAUGAGAUUCAAUGUUUUACACAAUACAUUUGUAAAUUAGCAUCAAAGCUUCCUUAAAUACUCCAAUCAAGGCCUACCCACUUGUUAUACUUGCAUAGUAACAUUUUUAUAUGUGCUCUGAUGAUGAAAUCCUGUUGUACUACAACAUUGCCUCACUAAUUAAAAUAUUAUUUUAUUCUUUAAAAAUAGAUGACAUUACAUUUCCCAAAUUAUAUUUGAUCAGUAAUUGUCAUUGUGGCCAUAUACCCAUACAUAGGUCUUGUCUGACUAAUUUAAUCUUUUUGAGGUGGUGACUAAGUGUGUUAAUGCAAGUAGUGCAAUUGAUGUAAGCAACACAAACUUUAAUAAGGUCUUUGGCAAAAUAGAUCUGAAAUUGCCUUGGUGAUAGGUUGCAGAUGGUAAAAAUAAAAUGUUGCUUCUCAGUUGGAAGACUGUGUUGAGUGCUGAACCACACAGAUCACUGCUAGGACCUUGCCAUUCAUUAGUACACUUGAUUAGUCCUGCACCUCACUAUAUAUUCUACGUUUGUACAUAAUUUCUCUCCAACCAAUGACGGACUCAUUUAUUUGUUAGCUGGCAUAAUCCCCUUCUGCUUGUCUGGAAUAAAGAUACUAAAUUCAUUGUUAACAAGUCAUCUGGCACCUGGUAUAUGUGUACUAAGUAUUGAAAAACUUUUGAUCUCAAAUCUAACUGCCCCUCUUCCUGUACUCUUCAAUUGCGCUGGUCUC